CAGCUUAAGUGCAUGGGUGGGGGUGGGUUCUGAGUCAGUGUGGCACCUCCGGCCUCAGCAUGGCGCGGCCUUGGAAAGCUCAUGGUUUGCCCGAAGUAGGACAGGAUAACAAGGUCCUUCGUGGAGCACAGAAACUGGGCCAAGGCCCAGGCACCAACUCCUCUGCCAGCGUUUGCGUGGAUGGUCUGGGUUAGCCCUGGCCCGAACCAGGAGGGCCUUCAAGGAGGGUUCUGGGAAUCUUGGCCCUUGAGCUCAAGGCUAGGGUCCAGGAGCUCUUGGUGCCAGAAAGGACAGAGCCUGGUGGGUGCAACUGUGGCCACAUCGUGGCCAGGCCCCCAGGACACAGAUGGCAGCCAGGAUACUGUGCUUGGCUCUUCCCAGGCCGCUGCUGGUGUGCGCCUGUCUGCACCUUGCUUCCCCCAGCAAUGCAGAGAGCUCCAGGACCUCUAGCAGCUGUCACGUUCCUGGUCACCUCUGGGCUCAGCAUGCCCAGCAGACUGGCAUGGGUCCACCAACACACAGCUCCACUGCCAUCCAGGAGCUGCAGAAAGCAUCACACAGGCACAGCAGCCAUUCCAGGCACACGUGCCUCUGCUCACCAGCUGUCGCAACAAGGUGCACAGGACCCGAGCACCUGCUUCACCUUAGCUGUUCAACCUGUGUCCUGUGGAGCUGAAAGCUCCCGGAACUGCUCCCAGAGAGGUGGUCCUGGCCCCUGUGAUGGGCACCAGCUUCAAGCCUGGGCCAUCAGGGACAGCAGCAGGAGCAAGGGAAGACCAGGGACGGUGCCCCUAUUGCCUGCCCAGCAUGGCAUGUGCGGAGUCACCUCUCCUCCCUGGGCCUCACCUUGGUGUCUCGUCAGCUUGGCCCUGCACUUCCUUGUGGGGGGCUUUGCCCUGGAACAGUUGAGCCCAACCCCAGGGGCAGGGAUGUGGAGAUGCUGUCCUGAACCUCGUUUGUCAGGGGGCUGACAUGGACGAUCCUGGGGUUCAGGCAUACACAGGGACCAGGCUUCUGGGGUCUAAGGGUGCCUUAGUAACCUGAUCCACGCCACUGCCCUAGGUCUAGAGUCCCACAAUUCCCUUGUCCAGGGAUCUUGAGAUGCCACAAUUGUAAUGAUCCUGAAUUCAGGUUUAGAGAAUCAAGGUCUGAUUCCCAGUAAUUCUCUAUGAGUUAUUUCCAAAAAUGUUGGGGAUUUGCUGCAUCUGUGGUGUAAGGCAGUCAGCCCCUGGACACAGCUCGGCCUGGAGCUGCUGGUCCUGCAGGGUCUUCCUCCAGCCUGGGGCACCCUGCUGCUCCGCCAGUGCCCCUCCGCAUUUCUCCUCUCAGAUGACCUCUGGAUGGCCCAGCACCCCUUGCUUCUAGCUCUGUCCCUAACUCACCAGACUGCCUUGAGUCUUUACUCCCGUUCCAGCGUACAACAGCUUCCUGGUUGCUAAGUCCCAUGCACUGUGCUCCCAGGGCUUCAGUCCUCUACCUUCUGGAAGCCUUUGUCCAUGCACCACUGCUCCAAGGCUUUGGGCCAGAACAGUCACAUAGCCACUCACCAAGACCUGUUAAUGUUUUGGCAUUUGCCUGGACAAGAGAUUCCUUACAGGUCACUCUUUCAAUAAGUCUCCCUCAAUCCGUUCUUUUUGCCCUAGGCCAUAACUUUUUUUUUUCUUUUUCUUUUUUUUUUUUUAGGCAGGGUUUCACUAUGGUUCAGGCUAGCCUUGAGCUCACUUUGUAGCCUAGGCUGUUCAAACUUGUGGCAAUCCUUGUGCCUCAGCCUCCCAAGUGCUGGCAUUACAGGCAUGCACCAUCACACCUAGCUCAUAAUAAAAUGUGCAGGGCUGGGGAUUAUAGCUCAGGGGCACAGCGCCUGCUUAACUGCAAGAUCGUAAGUUUGAUCCCUGGUACAAAAAAAAGUGCAGCUCAUAUCCCCAUGUCACUAGCUCUCUGUUUCUUAGGCUAAGGGGAGGCUAAGACAGGUUCAUAACCCAUCAGGUUUCCUGAUGGAUCAACCAUUUGGAACAAGCUAGGGAAGGAGAUGGAUCCAGGGGGAUCACAGGGCCCUGAGGAGGGCACACUACCUGAAGUCUACAGAAAGGGGAAAUUCCUUUGAAGUUCAGAUUGGAGCCCUGCUGGGAGCAGAGAGGGGAGGGGGAAAGGUAGAGUUAUGGGCAGGGCCACAGGGAGACGGGAGUGCCAGGAAUGGGCGAGGUACCGGGCAUGCAGGGGUUAACCGCAAACCCCGGCUCGGCGAGUGAGAUCAAUGGGUUACUCCCCGUGCAAAGGCGAGUGGAAAGCGCAGGAGGCAGCAGCGACGCAGAGGCAGAGAAGAGCCCAGCAGAAGAGCAUGCCACCCGGGGGAAAUCACGGACUGAGGUGGCUGGAGGCUGCUCUGGAAGGAGUGCCCAAGUGCGCCCCAGCAGACGAGGGGCAGAGAGGAGGGGCGAAGAGGAAGAGGUAGGAGGCAGAUACAACCUGCAGGGUACCACCAAAGGGCAGGCGCUGGGCCAGGAGGCACCCCAACCUGGCUGUUCCACCCAAGACCAAGCAGCUGCUGCUCAGUGCCCAGGACUGAGGUGCCGUCUGAUGGGGAGAUGGCCGAUGCUCAGAACAUUUCACUGGACAGCCCAGGGAGUGUGGGGGCUGUGGCAGUGCCUGUGGUCUUUGCCCUCAUCUUCCUGCUGGGCACAGUGGGCAAUGGGCUGGUGCUGGCGGUGCUGCUUCAGCCUGGCCCAAGUGCCUGGCAGGAGCCAGGCAGCACCACGGACCUGUUCAUCCUCAACCUGGCAGUGGCCGACCUCUGCUUCCUCCUGUGCUGCGUGCCCUUCCAGGCCGCCAUCUACACGCUGGAUGCCUGGCUCUUCGGGGCCCUUGUCUGCAAGGCCGUGCACCUGCUUAUCUACCUCACCAUGUACGCCAGCAGCUUCACGCUGGCUGCCGUCUCAGUGGACAGGUACCUGGCCGUGCGGCACCCACUGCGCUCCCGUGCCCUGCGCACCCCGCGCAACGCGCGCGCUGCCGUGGGCCUGGUGUGGCUGCUGGCGGCGCUCUUCUCGGCGCCCUACCUCAGCUACUACGGCACGGUGCGCUACGGCGCGCUGGAGCUCUGCGUGCCCGCCUGGGAGGACGCGCGCCGCCGCGCCCUCGACGUGGCCACCUUCGCGGCGGGCUACCUGCUGCCCGUGGCCGUGGUGAGCCUGGCCUACGGGCGCACGCUGCACUUCCUGUGGGCCGCCGUGGGCCCCGCGGGCGCGGCGGCCGAGGCGAGGCGACGGGCCACCGGCCGGGCGGGGCGCGCCAUGCUGGCGGUGGCCGCGCUCUACGCCCUCUGCUGGGGCCCGCACCACGCGCUCAUCCUCUGCUUCUGGUACGGCCGCUUCGCCUUCAGCCCCGCCACCUACGCCUGCCGCCUGGCCUCGCACUGCCUCGCCUACGCCAACUCCUGCCUCAACCCGCUCGUCUACGCGCUCGCCUCGCGCCACUUCCGCGCGCGCUUCCGCCGCCUGUGGCCCUGCGGUCGCCGCCGCCGCCACCGCUCGCGCUGCCCGGCCGGUACCCGCCGCGCGCUCCGCCGCGUCCGCCCAGCUUCCUCCAGCUCAGCUGGCCGCCCCGGGGACGCUGGGCCUCGAGGGGCGCUGCCAGCAGGCGGCGCCUGGGGCGCAGAGCCCAGGGGGGAGCUCGCUCCCCGCGGAGGGGCGCCAAGAGCCCUGCCUGCCUCGGGACCUGAAUAAAUUAUGCCCUUCUGGA
Molecule: messenger RNA, 3738 nt
Organism: Cavia porcellus (domestic guinea pig)
Lineage: Eukaryota; Metazoa; Chordata; Mammalia; Rodentia; Caviidae
Gene: Galr3
Product: galanin receptor 3
Exons: 3
Coding region: 2586-3722 (378 amino acids)
Biological process (GO): negative regulation of adenylate cyclase activity; neuropeptide signaling pathway
Cellular component (GO): plasma membrane
Molecular function (GO): galanin receptor activity
Source: RefSeq, a predicted model, not a curated record